Messenger RNA from Lasiodiplodia theobromae, 327 nucleotides. RefSeq names its product Pre-mRNA splicing factor ini1. The transcript is spliced from 3 exons. Lineage: Eukaryota; Fungi; Ascomycota; Dothideomycetes; Botryosphaeriales; Botryosphaeriaceae. The record is from RefSeq and is a predicted model, not a curated record. Gene Ontology annotation, cellular component: precatalytic spliceosome; catalytic step 2 spliceosome; U2 snRNP. The coding region runs from base 1 to 327 and encodes 108 amino acids. Gene Ontology annotation, biological process: mRNA splicing, via spliceosome.
AUGUCGCGUCAUCACCCCGAUUUGGUUAUGUGCCGGAAGCAGCCCGGAAUCGCCAUCGGUCGUCUUUGCGACAAGUGCGACGGCAAGUGCCCCGUCUGCGACAGCUACGUCCGCCCGACCACUCUCGUCCGCAUCUGCGAUGAAUGCUCCUUCGGAAACUACCAGAACAAGUGUGUCGUGUGCGGCGGCGAGGGCAUCUCUGACGCCUUCUACUGCUUUGAAUGCACGCGCCUGGAGAAAGACCGCGACGGUUGUCCCAAGAUCAUCAACCUAGGAAGUUCAAGGACCGACCUGUUCUACCAGAAGAAGAAUUUCCGGAAUCAUUAA